GAAGAAUAUUAUUUUUAUAUAAACGGGUCAUAUUUAUUAUUAUUCGUAUGUUAAAUUUGUGAAAUAAGUAGCAGUUUUUACAAUGACCUCGUUUACUCAGCUUUCUCGACUAAGCAAUUACUUCUUAGGAAGUUAUAAAAGUGUUCUACACGGAAGAACUAGUUGGUUGAAUCCCAUUCAAGUAUGCAGCUACACAAGAAAGUCUGCAGAAGAGAGGCUUGGCUUAGAAAAGCCAAAGAGGCCUCUAACACCAUUUUUCAAGUUUAUGACACAGAUGAGGCCAGCUCUCCUGGCUAAGAACCCUGGCAUCUCAUCUAAGGAGGCUAUUUCCUGGACAUCUAAACACUGGCAACAGUUGGAUUUAGAGACUAAAACUCAGAUGGCAAAGGAAUAUGAGAAAGAUUUAGAAGAUUACAAGAAAAUCAAGGCAAUGUAUGAAUCUUCACUAACAGACAAACAGAAGGAAGACAUUAAAAGACUGAAGGAUGAAAUGGCUGUAGCCAAAGAAAAAAGAAAGUUACGGGCUGAGUACAAAGAGCUUGGACGUCCAAAAAAGCCAAUGUCUUCCUAUUUCCUCUUUACUCAAACUAGAAAGGAAGUUUUUAAAGGCAAAGACUUGAAACAGUAUCAAGAACUAGUCAAACAAGAGUGGCUUAAGUUAUCUGCAAAUGAAAAAGCUAAGUAUGAAAAACAAGCUGCAGACCUCAUGACUAAGUAUAAGAAAGAACUAGAAGCUUGGGAACUGAAAAUGAUAUCAAUGGGCCGCACAGAUCUUGUUCGUAGCAAACCAAUCCGAGAGAAAAAGCCUAAGGCUGCGGCAAAGACCCAAUAGGAACUCGGGUGCUCUGAUGAAUCAGCUGACUCUUCCCUAAAUAGCGAUAAGGAUGAUAUUGUACAAAGUAUUGAUAAGCCAACUUCCAGUCAAAACUUCUUUACAGUUAAGGAAAGCGUAGUCCCUCAAAAUAUUUCUGUCACUUCAGAGUCAGAUCGUCGGAGCACGGGUGAUACAGGCGUUCCUAAAAUGCCAGUUCAAAGUGACCAACGUAAACAGAGUAAGAAUAUCUUCAGUAGUAUUAAAAACUUCUUUAAUCGUUAAGUUUUAGUUUUGUAGAUCUGGAUCACAGUUCAUGCAUUUUUUUGUUGAUAGUUUUUUUCUUUCACCUUUGUGUGAGUUUCGUAAUUGAAUACAGUUUAUGAUUAUGUAAA
Messenger RNA from Helicoverpa zea (corn earworm), 1206 nucleotides. It is a transcript of the gene TFAM, whose product is annotated as transcription factor A, mitochondrial. The record is from RefSeq and is a predicted model, not a curated record. The coding region runs from base 83 to 832 and encodes 249 amino acids. Gene Ontology annotation, molecular function: transcription cis-regulatory region binding. Lineage: Eukaryota; Metazoa; Arthropoda; Insecta; Lepidoptera; Noctuidae. The transcript has 5 exons.